This is a messenger RNA of Acaulospora morrowiae, 906 nucleotides long. The record is from the annotation of a GenBank genome assembly. Lineage: Eukaryota; Fungi; Glomeromycota; Glomeromycetes; Diversisporales; Acaulosporaceae.
AUGUCGUCUAUAUUUGUCGCUUUUUGCUUUAUUGAAAGUGUUACGCGAAACGAAAAAAGUAUAACCGGCAGUGCUCUGUAUAGAGAAGAUGCCGAGAAAGACAAUUUUAAAGAAAUCAUCUAUAGAGGAUAUAUCGGAAACUCUGAUAACUUGAUUCUUGAGUUCGGGAAAAACUCCGUUGUAUUAAUGGUUGGACGCCAUGUACUCGAAGGCUCUGAAUAUCUUACCUUGACACAAUCAGUGCCUAUCUUAAUUUCCUCAAGUGAAAACAAACUUACGCGCGAAAGCUUGCCACGUGCGUCACCACUAUUAUUGUUUUCAGCUCCGGUAGUCGCAAACUCUUAUCAAUCUGAUGAAAAGGGUUUAAGAGAUAGUUUAAUGCUCUCCAGGAAGUUGUAUAAUGGUGUAAAUAAUUGCAAAAACAUCGAUUCAAAUGUUAUCGUAUCCUUUAACCCAUCUAUUCCUCGAUAUAGUCAAAUAAAAAACCACUUAAAAAAGACAAUCUUUUCGACCUUGGGAAGAUUUAGAAUUGUCAAAAACAAUAUGGUGCAUAUUCUAGCUUCCGAAAUAGAAUGGAAUUAUCCUGGAAAUGAAUUUAAAUCUGGUACUUCCGAAGGUUCUACUGAAAUUCAACUCGAGGCUGUCGAAUCAAGAUAUGGAAUGAUCGAAUCAACCCCAUCGAAAAGACAACAGAAUACCGAAAGCUCUAGAUUUAAUAAUUUUAGCAAUAGACAUGAAGCAAUCGAAGAAAGACACGCAGAAAAAGAUUUGGUUUUACCAAGAAGACAACAAAAAGUCGAAGGUUCUGAUUUUUAUUUUGACGAUCAAUUAGAAGUCGUCGAAGAGCGAUAUGCAGAGAGACACACAUCUCCAUCAAGAAAACGACAGAGAACCAAUUUGUCCUAG